AUGGCAAUUGCAAUGGCAAUGGUCCAAGGUCCAAGAGGAGGUGUUUAUUGGAAGGCAAACGAAGCAGGCUGGCAGAAGGAGGCCAGGCGCAGUGAAAAUGGCGCAGUGAAUGGGAGUGGGUUAGAAAGAGGCGACAUUGUGGGCGUAUGGAGACGAGUGGCGGACGGAAGUGGAAGUGGCGUUUGGACGCUGGAGGUCGAUUGGGUUGUUGGCACGGCUUCCUGCAGCUGCGACAAGGAGUGCAAGGCUAGCCAAGGCCAAGCCACGCCACGCCAAGCUCUUCGAACGCAUCUACCGUCGAUGUAUCUAGGGAGGUCGACGGAAUAG
Messenger RNA from Pseudocercospora fijiensis CIRAD86, 327 nucleotides. RefSeq lists its product as uncharacterized. The record is from RefSeq and is a predicted model, not a curated record. Lineage: Eukaryota; Fungi; Ascomycota; Dothideomycetes; Mycosphaerellales; Mycosphaerellaceae. Bases 1 to 327 code for a protein of 108 amino acids. The transcript is spliced from 4 exons.